Prunus persica (peach) is the source of this 1277-nucleotide messenger RNA. Its product is annotated as F-box protein SKIP23. The record is from RefSeq and is a predicted model, not a curated record. The transcript has 2 exons. Lineage: Eukaryota; Viridiplantae; Streptophyta; Magnoliopsida; Rosales; Rosaceae. The coding region runs from base 224 to 1177 and encodes 317 amino acids.
UUAUUUUUCUAAUUAUCUUAAUUAAAAUACACUUCAUUGAUUUAAUUGACGUGAUAUAUAAUAUGGAUAUGCCACAUUAUGUGGUAUAGAAAUAUAGAAUAAAAAUGUGGUAAGUGUAACUUUACUUGUUAAAAAAAGUAAACCAGUGAGUAACUACUAGUAGCGCAAGAGAAAAAAAAUAUUUAACUCCGAGUGUUCCAUCAAAUUUAACUGAAGAAGCACAAUGCUCUGCAAAACUACUCAUCAAAGUCAACAGAGGAAGCACAAGGCCGCCAUGGAUGGCAGCAGCAUCAGAGUCGACUGGACCAACCUUCCACCCCAACUCUACCAACUCAUCGCCCAAAACCUCAAAACCCACAUCGAAGUCCGACGAUUCCGCAGCGUCUGCAGCUCCUGGCGUUCUUCCAUUCCUCCUUUCUGCGCCUCCAUAUCUCCCAAUUUCCCUUUCCCUCACGGGCCCACUGGCUUCCUCUCCCAAAUCACCGUCUACCUCACCCGGCCCGACCCGGAUCCGAAUCUGAAUCCGAAUCCGAAUCCUUCCUCGUCGUCCUCAUCGCCUUCAUCCAUGGGCUGGUUGCUGAAGCUCGAAGAGUGCGCGGACAAGAUUCGCCUUCUGAAUCCGAUAACCAACUGGCGGGUCAGCUCUGUCAAGGACGACGUUGCAAGAAAUCCAACGGAUUUGAACCUGGUGGACCUUAACAUGGUGGAGCUGGGCAAAGCAUAUGCGCUGAGAUACACAAAGGGGUCUGGUUCCAUUUUUGGUAUAAACAAGGUGAUUGUAGCCCCUAACUUUAAAGACUGCUCAAUUUUCAUGAUCUACAAUGAAGGAAAAUUGGGUUUUGCCCAAAUUGGAAAUGAGGAGCUCACACUCAUUAAUGACCAAAUUUCUGAUUACGAUGAUUUAAUUGUGUACAAGGGUCAGCCUUGUGUUGUUAACAAAUGGGGUCAAAUUUUUAGGAUCAAUUCGUCUCUGGAAUUGGUGCCUUUUUCGCCUCCUAUUGGUUUUGGUUGCAGAAAGAAUUUGAUUGAGUGUUGUGGAGAGCUUUAUGUGGUGGAUAGGUACCUUGGUGCGAAUCAGCAACAACAAACAUCACCAAAAAUUCAUCUGCAGAGUUGGAGGGGUGCAAAGGGAAUUGCAUUUACUUCACAGAUUCAAAUGACAUUGGUUUCGCGUUGAGAGAGUUGAUCAGAUCAGAUGGGUCUGUUUUCUGCUUGGAAGAUCAAAGCAUUAAUUGGCUUAGUUCUUCCCCUGUUUAUUCUCAGAUGUUUUGGCCACU